AUCGAUUUUCAAUUUCAGGAUCGGACGGUGCGCCACUUGCAAAGCGUGACCAGAUUCAUCCUUAUAAUUUCACGCGCUAAUCUAAAACACGAUCUCAUUAAAUCUCCAGAUCAUUUGCUCUUAUGUUGUACUAUUUGUUGAGUUAUCAGAUUCUCUAUUUCAAUAUUUCACGCGCUAAUCCACAACGCGAUCUCUUUAAAGCUCCAGAUCAUCUGCUCUUAUGUUGCACUAUCACUCGAUUUAGAAGAUCUUGCAGGCUUUGAGUAACCACAAAGAUCUUGCUGUGUCGGAGAAAGCACAGAAUUGGAGCGCUUUAUUAUACACUUUCUUUCCCUACCUGGCUUUAAAAAGCUGCAAACCCUUAUUCCAGAAAUUUUUAUUCUGAAAUCCCCUUUCCCUACCGAAGCAAAAUUCAAAGCAUUAGUUUGUUAUUAUCUGGAUAGAUCAUAAUGGGAUUCCCCUGGUUUUUUAACCGGAAAAACGCGCCGAUUGAAUCUCCCCGACGAAAAUCCCAGGGCAUUAACAUUUUCUCAUCCAAAUCUCGGCCGCGAAAAUCUUCGUCGCCAAAGAAAACGUCGGGCCGUAAAGAAGGGCAAAACUCGAGCGGGGAUUGCAUUGUGAGGAUUCCUUGUCAGUUGCCGAGCAGCGAAGAGCUUCAGAAUGUGUUCAAUAAAUUUGACGCCAACGGUGACGGCAAAAUAUCUCCGUCGGAGCUUGGCCACGUCAUGCGGUCGCUGGGGCACGAUGCGACGGAGGAUGAAGUGCAGUUGAUGAUGGCAGAGGCUGACUCAGACGGAGAUGGUUACGUGGACUUGUCCGAGUUUGUUGCGCUCAAUACACGUGGCGUGGACAGCGCUGCGAGCCUGCGGGAUCUUAAAGAGGCCUUCAACAUGUUCGAUAUCGACGGCAAUGGAUCCAUCUCUGCAGAUGAACUCCACAGAGUUUUAAGGAGGUUGGGAGAGACUUCCAGUUUGGAUGAGUGUAAUCACAUGAUUCGAGGCGUGGAUGCUGACGGGGAUGGCCAGGUCAGCUUCGACGAAUUCCUUACAAUGAUGUCAAGUCCCGUUGCAGUGCAAGAUGGUUAACUCCGAUCUGCGUUUGUUGACAGACUAUGAGAAUGUCGGUUGUUUGAAAUUCGCCCAGAGAAAAUAUCAAAAGCGAAUCGCUUUGUUAAGCCAAGAAUUGCAGACAUGGCAUUUGGUUGUAAGCGGCUAAAGAUUCAAUUCUAGAGUGUAUCUGUGUAAGACAAUAUGUUUUACAGUAGUUGUAAGAAGAAAGCUUGUGUAUACUUAAAAUGGAGGUUGAAGAGAGAAAUUUGAAGGUGAAUUUCGAGACAAAAGGUUGUUUUAUAAAUUUUUAUUUAUCAAGGAUGUCAUGUUUGAUUAAAUUUCCA
Cryptomeria japonica (Japanese cedar) is the source of this 1393-nucleotide messenger RNA. RefSeq names its product polcalcin Jun o 2. The coding region runs from base 450 to 1085 and encodes 211 amino acids. Lineage: Eukaryota; Viridiplantae; Streptophyta; Pinopsida; Cupressales; Cupressaceae. Gene Ontology annotation, molecular function: calcium ion binding; enzyme regulator activity. The record is from RefSeq and is a predicted model, not a curated record. The transcript has a single exon.